AUGGACUCUAAUUCCUCCAAAAGCGAGCCCCUCCACGCCUUUUCUCUCACCACCGACUCGGACUCCACCGACAUCGAGCCCCAGCUCGCCGUCCGGGCUGACCAGUCGCCGCGAAAUGUCCACGGUCUACGCUGGUUCCUCGUGUGCACCUCGCUCUAUGUCGGCGCUCUGGUCUACGGCCUGGACACGACCAUCGCUGCCGACAUCCAGGCUGCCAUCAUUGAGCGCUUCGGCGCUGUUUCCCAGCUCACGUGGGUGGGCACUGGCUUUCCUCUUGGCUCCGUGUGUGCCAUCCUUCCGAGCGCCGCCUUCUACGCCGUCUACGACACCAAGAUCCUAUUCAUCGCCAGUCUCUUGCUCUUCGAGGUUGGCUCCACCAUCUGCGGUGCUGCCCCCGACAUGAACGCCCUCAUUGUGGGCCGUGUCAUCGCUGGCAUCGGUGGGUCUGGUGUCUAUAUCGGCAUCCUGAACUACUUUGCCAUGUGCACGACGAACAAGGAACGAGGACGGUACAUGUCAGGUAUCGGUCUGGUCUGGGGCCUGGGAGCUAUUCUUGGUCCCGUCGUCGGAGGGGCAUUUUCGACUAGUUCCGCCACCUGGCGUUGGUCCUUUUACAUGAAUCUGGUCAUUGCAGCCGUCUGUGCUCCGAUAUACAUAUUUUACCUUCCGUCUCUCAAGCCACCAGGCUCCUCCGACAUGAGCGCCUGGAGCCAACUCCUCGCAAUGGAUUGGGCCGGUUUCACGCUCAGUACAGCGUCACUCGUAUGCUUCGUCGCGCCUCUGACUUUUGGUGGCGCGGGAUGGGCCUGGUCCGAUGGCCGCACUAUUGCCAUGUUGGUUGUCUCCGGCGUAUUUGCCAUCGCGACCGUGCUUCAACAACGCUUUUGCCUGCUUACCACUUCCAAAGCACGGAUGGUCCCGCCGUCUUAUAUCACCACAAACCGGAGCCAGAUUUUGUUGAACAUCCAGACGGCGGCAACAGUAGCAAACAUCUACAUUCCCCUCUACUAUAUACCACUUUAUUUCCAGUUUGUGCACGGAGACACGGCGAUAAAGGCGGCCGUCCGUUUGCUUCCAUUUGUCCUGAUCCUUGUCAGCACAAACAUGGCGAGUGGGUUACUUUUACCCAGUAUCGGCUACUACUGGAUAAUGUACACAGUGACCGGAAUCCUCAUGACGACUGGGGGUGCGCUCAUGUACACGGUCACCUUGAACACGAGGCCGGCCAACGUCUACGGGUACAGUGUCUUACUCGCCAUCGGGAGUGGCCUGACGUUCCAAGCGGGCUAUGCAAUUGCCGGCGUCAAGGUCUCACACAAGGGCUGGUCUGGUACCGACGUCCAGAGCGCCAUAACUUUGCAGAACAUCUCGCAGCUUGGCGGCACUCUGUUAAGCCUGUUGAUCUGUGGGCAGAUUUUCCAGAGUCUCGCAUCGGAGAAGCUAGAACACGCGCUCGCUGGUCAGAAUUUCUCGAAAACGGAUAUCAAGGAUGCCAUUGCGGGCACACAAAGUGAUCUUUUUAAGAAUUUGACACCAGAACUUGGGAGAAAGGCUAUUGAGGCCAUUACUGAUGGCAUGCAAAAUGUCUAUAUCUUGAGCAUGACUGCCGGAGCUCUGUCCCUGCUCUGUGCAUUGGCUAUGAAGAAGGAGCGGCUCUUUGGUAUGCAGGCUGGCGCUGGCGGUGCCUAA
Molecule: messenger RNA, 1689 nt
Organism: Aplosporella prunicola CBS 121167
Lineage: Eukaryota; Fungi; Ascomycota; Dothideomycetes; Botryosphaeriales; Aplosporellaceae
Exons: 5
Coding region: 1-1689 (562 amino acids)
Biological process (GO): transmembrane transport
Molecular function (GO): transmembrane transporter activity
Source: RefSeq, a predicted model, not a curated record